AUGGUGUUUGGAGAGAUUCUGAGGACCAUUGGAGAAUUCGGAGUUUUUCAAAAGAUUAUCCUUAUUGCACUAACCUUUCCCAAUUUUCUACUGCCGUCAUGUUUUUCUAGUUUUCUUUUUAUCCAGUCAGAUCCGGAUCGACAUUGUAACACAGACUGGAUUCUCAAGGUUGCGCCUAACCUCACACAGGAAGAGCAGCUAAACCUGACCAUUCCUCUGGAGCGGAAUGGUUCUUUCAGCAAGUGCCACAUGUUUGUUCCGGUGGAAUGGGAUAUUGAAACCAUCAGGGAGCAUGGGCUUAACAAGACCACAGUAUGCCAGAAUGGUUGGGUGUACUUCAACACAAUGUAUGAAUCCACAAUAGUUACGGAUUUUGAUCUUGUCUGCGACAAGUCCAACUUGCCCGCUGUUGUCCAGACUAUCUUCAUGGCUGGUAUACUUUCUGGUUCAAUCAUCUUUGGGCCUAUUCUUGAACAUUUAGGCCGUCUGAAAAACACACAAAUACCAGCAGGUGUCCUGGUAAUAUGCAAUAUUGUGUCUGGCGCAUCUCCAAAUUUCUAUGUCUACAUUGUGGCACAGUUCCUGGUGGGAGUUGGUCUUGCUGGCUAUAGGGUUAACUCUACUGUCUUAGCUACAGAGUGGUUAGGGGUCACCAAAAGAUCCUACGCCUCCUGUUUGUGCCAAAUGUUUGCCGCCCUCGGACAGUGUUUCUUGGCCGGUGUGGUCUAUGAAAUUCGUAACUGGAGAAUAAUACAAUAUGGUUUGGCAGUUGUCUACGUCCUAGUUGUCUUCUACAUUUGGUGGAUUCCCGAAUCUGUGAGAUGGUUGUUGAGUCAAGGAAGAAUCGAGGAAGCAGGGAGGUUGAUCAGGAAAGUUGCAGCAAUAAAUAAACGGGAAAUACCUGAGAAUAUGUUGGAAAUCAUGGUAAACGAGAAAGGAGAAAACCAAAGUGGAGCAAUGAAAACAAUUUUUACCAAUGCUAUCUUACUGAAAUAUUUGUUCAGUGUGUGUUUGACAUGGUUUUCAGUAAAUCUAGGCUACUUUUGUCUUAUUCUCAAUGUUGGGAAAUUUGGUUUGGACAUCUUUCUGGUUCAAUUUAUCUUUGGCAUUUCGGAAAUACCAGUCCAUCUCCUCUGCAUUUGGGUGUUGGAACUGCUGGGGAGAAAAAUUACCCUCAUUUUUACUCUUCUCACUGGUGGGUUUGUUUGCUUCUUGACCCUGGCUUUCUCACAAGAGAGUGCUAUCGCUAUUACAACUCUUGUCACUGUAGGGAAAUUCUUUUUAAAUGGGGCCACUUCAGUAUGCAUGGUCUACUCUCAAGAGCUGUUUCCCACUUCAAUCAGGCAAACCGCUGUUGGCUUUGGGGCCAUAGCAAUGAGAGGUGCUGGACUGCUGGCUCCAUUGGUCAACAUGUUGGCCAUAUACCACAGAUCUAUACCCAUCAUCAUUUUCAGCACCCUUACAGUGUUCAGCGCAGCUCUAGUUUUCCUUCUUCCUGAAACCCGGAGAAAAGAACUGCCCGAUUCUACCAGUGAGGUGCAGGGCAAUAGAAAUGUCAUGAAGAAGGCAGGAACUGACUUAAGGAAGACCCAGCAAAUGAGAAGAAAAGCCACCAGACUUUAA
This is a messenger RNA of Nerophis lumbriciformis (worm pipefish), 1623 nucleotides long. NCBI's taxonomy places the organism in Eukaryota, Metazoa, Chordata, Actinopteri, Syngnathiformes, Syngnathidae. The record is from RefSeq and is a predicted model, not a curated record.